GCCUUGAGAAUUGUCCCAAAGAUGAAUUAAUAAUAUAUUCUUUGAGCAUCUGUCUUUAGGUGAAAUUUUACAAUUAGAAAAACUCAGUGCCCCAUAGGUGCUGAAUUGCAAUGGAAUCCCUUUGCUCAGUGUUCUUCUGCCCAAUCAGGUGGAAUGUUUCACAGGCACAUGGUUUAUACAGCUCAAAAUAACUUGGGACCUGCGAACUGACAAAUGCUCUGGCUUCAGUGGUGACAGGUUGUCCAGCUUCUUGCAGCCAUCUUCAGUGAAACUAAGGUUGUUAACUCCUCGCUCUCUAUGGACGACUACAUUCUGUGUCCAAGGACGUGAAGACUUCCAGUAUUUCUCCUGUCAUUUCAUCUUCAAGUUCUCCUGGAUAAUUGGUAUCGCUGUGGAACAUCAGAACUAGAGAUUCUCAUCUGGAUCAAUUAAAAAAAAAGAAAGCAGCAUGCAAGACGACAACAUAGAAGCUUCCACUUCCAUAUCUCAGCUUCUAAGGGAAAGCUAUUUAGCUGAAACCAGGCAUCGAGGAAACAUUGAGAGAAGUCGGGCAGAGUCUACCCCCAAUCCUUUCCAUUUUGGUAGUCUUGCUGGAGCUGCUGGAGGAGGAGGAGGAGGACAAGAUGACCUUCCAGAUCUUUCUGCCUUCCUGAGUCAAGAAGAAUUAGAUGAAAGUGUCAAUCUGGCAAGGCUGGCCAUCAAUCAAGAUUCUAUGGAGGGCAAAACUGAUGAUUCCCAAUCUAGAAAACAUCUUUCUUCUGAUCAGGUGAAAAAUUCAACUAAAUCAAGUUCUGAUCUUAACUUCUACCAAUAUCGCCCCGAGACUCAAGCCAACUCCAAAGAAAGUACUCAGGAGACAAAAAAGCCACAGUAUAGUUCAGAAACCCAAUCCAAAAAGGUGUUCCUAAACAAGGCUGCUGAUUUUAUUGAAGAGCUAUCUUCUCUGUUCAAAGCCCACAGCUCUAAAAGAAUCAGACCCCGCACCUGCAAAAACCACAAAAGCAAGUUGGAUUCUCAAAGUAAAGGCCCACAGGAAAACAGUGCCGGCUUUUCUGGUCUGUCCGAAAGACGAGAAAGAGCUUCUAUUCCCAUCCCCAUUCCUCAGGACACUCAAGAUAAUGAAGUGAAUCAUGCCCUUGAACAACAGGAGGCUGAGAGACUUCAGGAGAUUGAACGAGUUGCCAAUGAAACAACCAGUGCUGAUGUCACCCCGGAUUCAUCGCCUUCAUCUUUGUACUAUGAAGAGCCUCUGGGACAACCCCCACGCUUUACUCAGAAGCUAAGGAGCAGAGAAGUUCCAGAGGGAACUAGAGUGCAGUUGGACUGUAUAGUAGUAGGAAUCCCACCACCUCAAGUAAGGUGGUACUGUGAAGGGAAGGAACUGGAAAACUCACCUGACGUUCAAAUCACUCAGGCAGGAAAUCUACACUCACUGACCAUCACUGAAGCCUUUGAGGAUGACACAGGGCGUUAUUCAUGUUUUGCUUCUAACAUCUAUGGGACAGAUUCAACUUCUGCAGAAAUUUAUAUAGAAGGUGCUUCAUCAUCUGACUCUGACGGGGACAUUAGUAAGGAAGAUAUGAAUCGGGUCCAGAAGCCAAAUGAGGUGUCAUCACCUCCUAUUAAUUCUGCAGUCAACCCACAGGAAGGAGCGGACGCACAGCCUAGUGUGACCCAGCAUAAUGUAUCUACCAUUCAUCAGUGUCAGAGCCCCACAAACUAUUUACAAGGACUGGAUGGAAAACCUAUAAUUGCAGCUCCUGUGUUCACAAAGAUGCUGCAAGAUUUAUCAGCCUCUGAGGGUCAACUAGUUGUUUUUGAAUGCAGAGUUAAAGGAGCACCAUCUCCCAAAGUUGAAUGGUACAGAGAAGGGACAUUGAUAGAAGAUUCUCCAGAUUUUCGAAUUUUACAGAAAAAACCACGUUCUAUGGCUGAACCAGAGGAGAUUUGUACCCUGGUCAUUGCAGAAGUGUUCUCGGAAGAUUCUGGAAAUUUCACUUGUACAGCAAGCAACAAGUACGGCACAGUGUCAAGCAUCGCACAGCUGACUGUGCGAGGUACUGAGGACCAUAGCAAUAAUGUGACUCCCCACCCAGCCAAUUCCAUGGGCAACUCAACUAUUGUUGAAAACCAAUCAUCCCCACCUAACCCUGAACCCCGUUCCAUGGAACAACCCCCCAGACCCAAACUUGAAGGAGUUCUGGUGAAUCACAAUGAGCCCAGAUCCAGCUCUCGGAUUGGUCUUCGAGUGCACUUCAAUUUACCUGAAGAUGAUAAAGCAAGUGAAGCAUCUACUGAAGAUGGAGCCACGAUUGCUGACCAGAUCCAAGCUGAUCUUUUACAGGAUCGGUUCAAUGGGCAGAUAACAAGGACACCUGAACCUUCCUCGCCUGUUAAAGAGCCUCCUCCUGUACUAGCUAAACCAAAACUCGAUUCCAGUCAAUUGCAACAGCUUCACAACCAAGUUUUAUUGGAACAACAGCAUUUACAGUUUCCAUCUUCCACGUCUCCAAAAGAGCAUCCUCUGAACAUAAGCAUGACCAACUCUAUUGCUCCCCAGCCAGUGGCAACCACAUGCAAACAGAUGAAGGUCCCUCGGUCACAGACAUUCACUUACACUCGACCUAAACAGUUUCUCCCAUCUCAGAACACAGUCUUGGCCACUACAUCCCCUUCUAGUUCUCCAGUGUCCACCUUCAGCAAUACACCUCAGGCAAUGCAGAGGACAACAAGUAAGGAAAACCUUUUGGGCUCUCAUUCCUCAGUGCAAACGAGAUCUCUCGGGACCUUUUCCAGUCAAAACGAACUGCCUUUUACCAGUCUAGCAGAAUCGUCACAGCCUCCACUCACAUUCUCUGUCUCUAGUGGGAACCAAUUUCAGCCCCGAUGUGUGUCCCCAACUACCGCGGUCUCUCCUACCAGUCGGAUUCAAAACCCGGUGGCUUUUCUCAGUUCGGUCCUUCCCUCUCUGCCAGCUAUCCCACCCACCAAUGCCAUGGGCCUACCUAGGAGCGCACCAUCUGUGCCACCUCAGGGAGUGAUAAAGAAAAAUCUAAAAUCUCCUCAGCCAGUGACAGAUGACAACAUUCGUGAAAAUAAAGCUACGGUGAUUCAGGACCUAGAAAAAAAAAUGCAUUUCAGUGAUAUCCGAUCAAGCCAGCAGGAGUACAAGAUUUCAAGCUUUGAGCAGAGGUUAAUGAAUGAAAUAGAGUUCCGUUUAGAACGCACCCCUGUGGAUGAAUCUGAUGAUGAAAUCCAGCAUGAUGAGAUCCCUACAGGCAAAUGCAUUGCCCCCAUCUUUGACAAGAGACUCAAGCACUUCCGGGUUACCGAAGGCUCUCCAGUAACAUUCACCUGCAAAAUUGUUGGAAUACCUGUUCCUAAGGUUUAUUGGUUCAAGGAUGGAAAACAAAUUUCUAAAAAAAAUGAACAUUGCAAGAUGAAGAGAGAUGGAGAUGGGACAUGUUCUCUGCAUAUUGAUUCAACCACUGGUGAUGAUGAUGGAAACUACACAAUCAUGGCUGCCAAUCCACAGGGGAGAAUUAGCUGUUCUGGUCACUUGAUGGUACAGAGUUUACCUCUACGUGGUCGACUCACACCAAAUCAUUCUCACAGGGGGAGAGCCCGGAUGCAAGAAGGGGAUAAGGAACCUUUACAGGAACGAUUUUUCAGGCCUCAUUUCCUUCAGGCUCCUGGUGACAUGGUUGCUCAUGAGGGACGGCUCUGUAGACUGGACUGUAAGGUGAGUGGCUUACCACCCCCAGAACUGAUGUGGUUACUCAACGGCCAACCCGUACUUCCAGACAGCUCCCACAAGAUGCUGAUUAGAGAGACCGGAGUCCACUCUCUACUUAUUGACCCUCUUACUCAGAAAGAUGCCGGGACCUACACAUGUGUUGCUACCAACAAAACAGGACAGAAUUCAUUCAGUCUAGAGCUCACUGUAGUAGCCAAAGAAGUGAAGAAAGCACCUGUGUUCCUGGAGAAGCUACAAAACAGUGGCGUGCCUGAAGGCCAUCCUGUUCGAUUAGAGUGCCGGGUGGUGGGCAUGCCCCCUCCUGUGUUCUACUGGAAGAAAGACAAUGAAACCAUCCCUUUCACCAGAGAAAGAAUCAGCAUGCACCAAGAUACAACAGGUUACGUCUGCCUCCUCAUCCAGCCAGCCAAGAAAGCAGAUGCCGGAUGGUACACGCUGUCUGCCAAGAAUGAAGCUGGCAUCGUGUCAUGUACUGCGAGGCUGGAUAUCUACGCCCAGUGGCACCAGCAGAUCCCACAGCCCAUGUUAGUACGAACCAGUGGCAGCCGCUAUGGAUCCCUCACCAGUAAAGGACUUGACAUUUUCUCGGCCUACUCAUCUGUGGAAAGUACGAUGGUGUUUUCGUGCUCUUCCCAAAGUAUGGUGGAAAGUGAAGAACUUUAAAAACCUCAGGGCUCCUGCUGUGGAGGUGAAGGACUGUUGAGAGAAAAGAAGCCCACUGUCAACAACAUGAAGAGAGAAACCAAGACCCAGGAGGUUUCCAAGCAACUAGUUUUUAGUAAGUUAUCACACAGCUGGACUUGUUGCGAGGAACACUCUGAGCAAGCAGACUGGGGAGUCUCCCAGUCACAGCCGAGGAAGAAAGGGAGUGCCAAAAGAGAAAUGAGGAGGUACAGGAUAAUUCAACCAAAAAUGCCACACAGUAGUCUGCACUACUCUGGGCAAAAGCUACUGCUCUGUCCAUCCCACGCUGUGUUAGAGAUGCAUAGUGCUACACAAAAUGUUCUCAGAGGCAAUAAGCUUGUGCUUGUAAGGUACGCCCCUCGCGCCUCUAGAGUAGGGCUAACUCGCCAAAUUCAAGAGGAGGGAAAGAGGCUAAGAGAUCACGACCUCUUCUCUCCAGUCGUGCCGUAGUCAUUGGAGGAGAGCUCCUCAAAUCCACUUUGUUAUAGCGUUAUAGAGGGGUGACGUAGAACAUAUGUAUGUAAAGAAGCAAGAUCCUCUUUUUCAUCUUGGGCAAACUGAACCACACUAAGUUGCCAAGAAUGAAUGACAUAUUUAUCAUAGGAAUACAAAACUACACAAUGAGGUACAUUAACAUCAUGUAAUGCACAGAUAUCUCUCAUGCUGUCUGUUUCAUUUUUUUUCUGUUUCUGAGUUUGACUACUAAAUUAUAUUUACCAAGGACUGAUUUUCCAACUUAUGUCAUAACCCCUUUAUUUCUGAUUUUUUACACUCCUGUAACUUGGAACUGGUAGAGUAUCUUGGUUAAACUGGCCAAAGAGAAACUAUGGAGAAAUGUGGGAAAAUCUCCAGCACCAUUUAAAGAACAACUAACAUUUGUAUAGCUUCUAAAAUGGGAAGAGAUCAUCUCAUAUAAUGCAAUAGCUUAGCACAUUAAGAAAUCAGAAAGUAAAGACUUCAUCAGAAACCUUAAAACAUGAGGUAUUCAAUGAGUAAAGAAGAUAAUAUAAAAUUAAAUUGAGGAAGUUAUGGAAAAGUCCAUGGUUUAAAUUUCUUCACUAGAGCAGUGGGCUGUUAGGAAAAGCCACCAUUUUACAUUUGUAACCGCUUUCAGAUCUUCCACUUAAAGGUGGUGUUGAAAUAGAAACUAUUAUGCUAAAGUAAAAAGUGAGAGGAAGGGGAACCAGCAUUUCUGAUUUUCAUUCAUCAGUUCAGACUCUGUCCUGGGAGAGAGGCUGUUUCUACAGGUUCAUGAGUUGAUAGUGUCUCUCUGUUGGCUUCGGGGAAUAUCUCUAGUCGUCUUCUUCCCAAGUUUCCCACAGAGGCUCAAAGGAGCCUAGGGAAAGCUGUUCAUUUGUUGAGCUCUUAGUAUAGUAAGGGCACCCCGAAAGGAAUACAGAGAUGAUUGUUGCUCUCAGCAAAUGAGCAAAGUGUAAAUGACUGCCAUUCCUCUAAGCAGAAUCAGUGCAUGUUUCUCUACCACUAAAAUCUGUUCUUGAGUCAGAAAGGAAUUCUCAGGUUCAGUUUGCAGAAAAUUCAGUUUCUGACUGAAAACCACUUCAGAAACUGGCCGUAAAUGCUGGUUAUUCCAUUCCUAAGGAGUAAAGGAAGUUAUUCAGAGAAAAUGCUAGACAUCAUUUUUCCAAGUAAAAUUCAUGGUAUACAUAGUGAUAUUGUAUGGAAAAGAUGCCCUGCAACAAAAUGGACUACAAAGCCAAUUUCCCUAACCAAAGGCAUCCCAUUUCCUCAUUGAUUUGUAUUACAAAGUUGAAAAUUGUUUUGUUAGAAAAAAUAUUCAGUUAAAUAAGUUCCAAAAUGUUUUUAGUAGGAAGAGACAGUUAUUGUCUAGAACCAUAAAUAUACUGUUUAUGUAUCACUGUUCUGACUCUUCCCCUCUACUACGUUGUUAGCCUCUCACACAUCCCUUUUUUCCUAAACCCUAUAAAUCUCCAAAAUUAGAAGAUUAUUGGGUUUGAAUCUCUCAGAACUCAGAUUUUCUUUCAUGUCACUAUUUAUUUGUUUAAUGUCUAUUAGUGAGCUGGGAUACAAUAUCAAAUUGUCAGAGUAGAAACUACUUCAAGGAGAGGACCAUUUGUAAAUCUAUCUCCAACAUCACCAAACACAGGCUCUUGCACCUAACUCAUAAUUAAUAGCUUUUAUUAUAUGAAUGAGCCCCCCCCCGCCCCUUUUUUUUAACCAAUAGGGACUGCAUUCUGAUUCAAAAUAUCUUCCAGCUUGAAAGUCCCUUCCUCAAAUUUGAGAUUUGGGUGUAAAUAAAGUGAAUGAGUGCCAUAUAUAUAGCGCUGUGGGUUUGAGAAUCUAUAAAAAGAGUUCAUGCAAAAGAUAAGAUAUAAUUAUGAGAAAUUUAGUUCUGAAAAAUGGGGAAGGGGAAACAAAUUCCAUAUGAGUCACUGGAGCUCCAAUCCAUGGAAUUAAGUUCAUAGAGAACCACCUUAUCACCUGUGAGCCAAACAAUUAUAAUUGGCAAACAUUUAUUAAGCACCUACCUGUAUGCCAGAUACAGUGUUUUCUAAUUCUGACUCAAUAGAAUGAGUCAGAACUCCAGGUCUAUAAUGUUGGAUUACAAAAGUACUGUAUGUUGACUUUGUAGGAUUUCACCUUUGUUUUUUUCAAAAUGACGCAUAGAAUCUGAAUGAAGCUGGUCUAGCCAAACAGGCCUUUUGGGUGAAAGUUCCACAUAGAUUCAAUGAUUAUGCUUCUUCCCUAACACAUCAAAGGGCCUUUCUAAAAUCAACUCUUGUCUAGGCACCAAAAUCAGAAGUAGGGAGAAUAUAGGAAACUAAAAUUCACAGAUAACCCCCAAAUCUCAUUUUAGCAAAUAGUUAAGACCUCUUUCUUUGAUAUUUUCUUUCAAAAUCUUCUAAGAGGCAAUAAUAUUGACAGGAAUGCUAAUUCCCCUUUCUGCUUUUGCCUGUCUUUGAAAGGGAAAUGGCCAAAAAGUUGAAAGGAAAGGGAGCAAGAGAUUGAACUACUCAUAAAAUGCCUGAACAAACCACUCAUAAAAAAAAAAAGAGAGAGAUAAAACUGUCUAUGUUCAAAUAUAGUUGAUUUAGUGACAUUGUAUUGUUUUCUUCAUCAAAACCCAAAGCAAGAACAAGAGGCGCGAUCCAGUUCUCUCAAAUUACUUUCCUCAAGCUCCCGUCUAAGUCAAAGAUGAUGUCAGCUAGGAAUAUGGACGAUCAACCAGUGGAAUUCCAAUAUAGGAAGUCCCCAAUUUACAAAUGGACAGUAUUCCAAAAGUUCAUUUAUCAGUAAGUUGUCUUUGAAGCGAAAUUGUGUUAAAGUGGUUUUUAGGAUCCCAGAGCAGCCUGAGUAAUCCCAAACUUACAGUUCAGACCUAUUUCAAAGGUUCAUGGCCUUCCAAGUAAUAUUAUGAAACCUUUAGAAGGUGAUACCAAUAUUUUACAUAAAUGUUUUUGUGAAGAGAAACAAAAUUUUAGAUUCAUAAUAGUUAUAUAAACUUAAAAAAAAAAGACAAUUGAGUUUGAGACUGCUGAGUUAAUCUGUAAUGUGGCACUUAGAGAGCUAACUUGAAUUCUAAGUCCUGGUAACAGGCAGGUUUGUGAUAGAAAAAUACAAAAAGAGAUAUUCUCCCUUCUCUGCACAAAGGGCUGACCCUAGGCAUAAAAGUGGAAGUUUUAAAAUCCAGUUUAUCUUUGGAGCCGUCUCACCCCUGCUUCUUUUAAAAAUUCUCCUCCUAGCCUGACUAGAAGGCACUAGCCCCAAGACCCCAAAUCAUUUUCUCUAGCUCCAAAAUUCUCUCCCUUCCUUCUCUCCCAAGCUUUAGAAAGACAACAAGCUUACAAAAGCUAAGACUUCUCAGGGAAAGGCCCUGGCCUUUUUAAGAGAGGAUCCUUGCUGACACAAAUGGCUCUCUAAUUAACAAGAAAGUAUAACAAUGUGAAAUGAAAAUUUCAGCUAAAGUAAGAGAUUUUAUUUUGACCCACAAGGACUGCCAAAUAAAUAGGCUUGUGCUGUCUGGGCCUUCAUCUCUGCACUUAGCUCCCUAAACCAUUCCUCUUCCUCAUAACUCUUCUUCAUCCAUUUGUGAACCCACCAAUUCUCCAAGAUGGAAUCCAAAGCCUCUCAGCAGAGGUCUUGCGUGAAGGAUGGGGACGGUUAAAGGAGUGGGAGUGGGAUGCAUCCAGACAGCAAUUCUACUGCUGAUGCUGGGGAGUUGUCAGCUGAGGUGCCCCCUCCUCUCAGCAGCUCUGGAGGCGAUUUCAGACCUUUUAGGAGGGUGGCCAAAAUACUCACCACCAAUUGGAAUGUUGAGGACACAGCUGAGAACAACUUUCACUACCGAUUGUCUUUCUUUGUUAUUUAAAGUGGUUUAACAUUUCAGAAAGCUUUGUCUUCGAGGAGGAGAAAAGGUGAAUUCAGUCAAGCCUGAUUAAACCUCCAUUUAGAGUUCUCUUGGAAAGAUACUAGACUGGUUUUCCAUUUCCUUUUCCAGUUCAUUUUUCAGAUGAGGAGCUGAGGCAGAGUUAAGUGACUUGCCCAGGAUCAUACAGCUAGUACUUGUCUGAGGCUGGAUUUGAACUCAUGAAGCUGAGUCUUCCUGAUUCCAAGCCUGAGCUCUAGGCACUGUGGUGCCACCUAGCGCCUGGUCUUUGUUUAGCAAUUACCAAAGAGCUUUCCAACUCUGACUGCCCCACCCCCAGCCUAAUUAGCUUGCUAACAAAACUGCUAAUAUUGUCUUACAAAUUAAAAAAAAAAAAAACUAAACUAAAAAAAUACGUGUUGAAAAUGUAUGUGCCCCUUAUUUAUGUCUAAUUACAUCAAUUAGCACACUAGGUAUCGUAACAGCAAAAGAUGUACUGUUUUCUGUCCAUGUGUACACAAUGACCGCUUCCUUCUGAGAAAGAACUGCUGAGCUUGAAAUAGCAAGAAUCAGAAACUCCUCCAUUUCAGUCCUCUUAGAAUUGUGCUAAUUGGUGCUAAGACCAAUCAUCCACAUAAAAAAUGUGGUAGGCAUAAGAACUGUUCUCAAGAGGGAUCUGCUGAUGACCAUCAGAUCAUUGCAGUUGACCAAGAGAAAACAAAGGAUUGACUAUUAUUUAGUGAAUUUUAAAACUGAAUGAGAUAAAAUGGAAAUGAAAAAUAUUUUCAUGCUUUGAACAAAUCUGCGUUUUUCUUUGAGAAAACUGAUUUCAAGAUCUAAAGGUUGCUUUGUGAAAAUGAGCAGAAUUGAAAUUUGCAAACAUUCAAAAUAGUUUUCAAAAAUGAGUCAUAUUAAAGUAAAAUUACACACAAACAAUAAUUACAUAAAUAUGAGGUAUUAUGUAAAAUGUGUUAUUAACUGCAUUGUUUGUCCUGGUUGUCUCUAUAAUAGUUAAAGAGCAGACCGGAUUCUUAUCACUUAAAACAUAAAUCCAACAAUUCCAGAAUCGCACAGAAAUGAGGGGGAAAGCAUAUUCUGUGAAGUUAGAUCUCUCUAAAAAAAAAAAAAAAAAAAUCUGCUCUAUGUAUUCCACCAAUGAUGAAAAGAGCAGAACAUUAAAAUGGAGUUAAUAAUGGAAAUAACAAGGAAGCUGAGUGGCAUAUGACUCCCCUCGAGGAAUAUUGGUUAAUUCUAUAUAGGCAUGGCAAGGUGAUUAUGUAACUGAAAAACAGGGUUAUUUUACACACACCCAGUGGACUCCCAGCCAGAAUAGACAAUUCUUGGCAAUUUCCCCACAGUCACUGUUGUGACAAAUUAGUCAGGUGCCCUGGCAGGCUAAGAGGUGUUGAAUUUUGCUAUUUUAAGCAGUAUAAGGACAAAGUAUUGACCCCGAUGGAAGGUGUGGACCUAAUUUUAAUAUAACCAUAUCUAUCCUUACCAUACAUAUAAGUUAAAAGUUGUAGGUAAAGCAAAUUUGUAUAAAUCAAGUAUCAAGAAAAACUCAUUGAUAUAUAUAUAUACAUUGAUUUCAAAAACCCUUUUAUCCGUUUUCUGCAUGGUCUUCGAUUGAUAGUGGAGACCAUGAUGUAAGCCAUUAUGUUUUUAUGCAUUAUAUUUCAUGGUCCAUAUUUCUCCAUUCCCCAGGGUCUCUCUCAAGUGCCCUCUGAAAAACACUUACAUACACUAGAAAAGAACUAAAAGACUGUCAAGUAUGUGGCUGAUAAUCCUCAACCUGAGACUUCUGGCACUGGUAGGUAGGUUAAGGAGCAUCACAGAGCUUCUGUGCUUGAGUUUUCCCAAUAUUUGUGGUCUCCUCCCAGCCCGAGCACCUCAAGCUGGUGAAGCAAGCUUGUCAUAGUAGAAACCCUCAAAAGUGGCAGGUAUCAAAGAAAAAUAGUCAAAAUCUUAAAAUACAAAUUUCAAACUAAAAUACGGAGAAAUUGAUUUUCAAAAUUCAAAUUUUUUUUUUCUAUCCCACCAUUUUUUCCUUUGGUUAUCUUUUUUUCCAGACAAGAUAAAUUAUAAAGAUGAAACAUCUGUAUGUAAAGUCAUAAACAAUAAAUCAUUUGGAGAAAAUUAAAAGCCCUCUUCAAAAAAUGCCCUAUCUUUUUCUUACAAACAAAUUUCUGUUUUUCCAGAUAAGCCAGGGAAAUUUGUUUAACGACAAGACACUACAGCCUGUCUCAAGGAAGAGUUCAUUUGUCUAAACUCUGCCUCCUGCCUUUUGGGGCUCCUGGCUACUGGCUAUGGAUUUGAUUGAGUUCCCAUAGGAAGACCAAAUGCAGUCCCUGGUUUCUUUUCUGCUGUAGUGCAGGAUAAUUCCCUACACUAUUCUAGAUGUAGUCGUGAAGAAGCUUGAUUGUGGGUUCUGGUGAUUUCUCACUAAGCGACCUCCAUGUUGAAAUCUGAGAUUUGGCACUGAGACUUACAAACCAAUGAGUAUCAUCAAAGAUGGGUAUCUCAUGACUUGGUCUCUUCUCAAAAUAUUUUUCAUUCUUUUCAGAAUCUUCCCAGUCUGAAUUUAACCCUAGCAAAUGUAUUUUAUGCAUCGGAACUGACUAAGUGAUGUACUUUUAAAAAGAAAUCCAUCAUUUGAGUUCUAAUCCUGAAAGCAGUCACAGUUACUUGCUUCACUGCUCCCCCACUCCCAAAAGAUGAAAUGUCAUCCAUGUUUCUUUAUCUCGAGCUACAUGAGCCCACUCUAAUCCCCAGAAGGUCCCCAAAUAUGGCGUGCCUCCUUAGGAAGAAGCUGGAACCAAAUAAUUAUCUGAAAUAUAUUGAAUAUUAAAAUCUCAAGGGAGAAAAAAGUUUGGUUAUCAUCCUGAAAUGAUUAAAAUCUCUUUGUACUAUAUUUUUGCCUAUGUUGCUGGGGGAAAAAAGUGAAAUAAUUCUGGUUUCUUUACCUGUUACCUGACAUUGUGCAUGCUGGGUUUUCUGUAGAAAUUGGAGCUAAUACCACCUUAGUGCAAAUUGCACCUAGGAGAUGCUACUGGCCCCUCUCCACAGGUUCAGGGGGACUGUACAUACCCCAGUAGACCAUGUAAUUUACAAAGAUGCUUGUUGCUGUUCUCUAGACAUGCUUUUUAUUUUUGAAGUUUUGUUGGUUGAUUUUGUUUUGUUUGGAAACUUUGCUUGUCAAGUUAUCAAGGAGCAGCUUAGUAAUAAAAUAAAAAACAACUUGGGAUCUAUGUUCAACUCAAACUCAUCAUUUUAAGGCAAUUUAGAAAAUAUGACGGACUGUUUUCUUCUUUAAAUAAAGUUUUGCUUGUUGUCGA
Antechinus flavipes (yellow-footed antechinus) is the source of this 12121-nucleotide messenger RNA. RefSeq names its product myopalladin (gene MYPN). NCBI's taxonomy places the organism in Eukaryota, Metazoa, Chordata, Mammalia, Dasyuromorphia, Dasyuridae. The transcript has 20 exons. The record is from RefSeq and is a predicted model, not a curated record. The coding region runs from base 449 to 4420 and encodes 1323 amino acids.